Messenger RNA from Seminavis robusta, 4141 nucleotides. NCBI's taxonomy places the organism in Eukaryota, Bacillariophyta, Bacillariophyceae, Naviculales, Naviculaceae. The record is from the annotation of a GenBank genome assembly.
GUCUUAUGAACCACCGGAAAUAGCAGGCCACACGCAAACCUCUUCUUGGCCUCUUGCCAUUGAAACUCUGUGUAACAAGCACCGUACUAGUACUAGUAGUAGUGGAAGUUAGUUUUUAUUGUCUUGACUCGAGAGCCAUCCUCCAGCUUUGGCAUAAGGUACAACGAGCAAGUCCAGUUCGACAUCAACAAGAUAACACGCAACGCAUCAAGUUUGCUUUUCUUGCUCCAUUCUUUUGUUGCAGUCGCAGUUCUCGUCAUUAGCGUUGGGGUUGUUCUCGGUAUCCCACUUUCCACGUUCUGCCAAACACAGCCAUGGAUUCCACUACUGUUCCAAUGGUACUUACCGGUAGUGCCAAAGAUGAGGAGGGGAAGGGAAAAAACGUCCCUGUGCAGGUGGGACCUGACUUGAAUCCAUCCAAGGCCCCCCUAGACAAGAAAGUGUACCGACAGAUCUUGCUGCCCAACGGUCUGCGGGCUGUUUUGGUGUCCGACGUGGCGGCCAUGAAUCAGAUUCAAAGCGAGGGAGUCAUGGUGUUGGAUCCCGAGGACGACGACGAGGAAGAAGAAGACGAAGAUGGGGAAGACAUGAAGACUCCGGAGAGUGAUGACGAAGAUGACGAAGACGAAGGCGGUGCGUCCUGGUUACGAGAUGCUGCCGCAGCCUUGACGGUAGGCGUGGGCAGCUUCUCUGAUCCACCCGACUGCCUAGGGUUGGCGCAUUUUCUAGAGCACCUUCUUUUCAUGGGAAGUGAAAAGUAUCCCGUGGAAAAUGACUACGACGUUUACAUGUCCAAGCACGGAGGCAGUGACAACGCCUACACGGAGAGUGAAAACACCACCUAUUACUUUUCCAUUCCACAAGAAUACUUGAUGGGAGCCUUGGACCGAUUGGCGCAGUUCUUCAUUGCACCUCUUCUGCUCAAGAGUGGAGUAGAUCGUGAGCUCAAGGCCAUUGAAUCCGAGUAUCAACUGAACAAGCAGAGUGAUCACGUCAGGUUGCAGCAACUAUGGGGCGCCACCUGUGACAACCCCAAGCACCCAUUCUCACAAUUCCAAUGGGGAAACAUCAAAUCAUUAAAAGAAAUCCCAGAGCGCGAGAAUGUCGAUCCUCUCGUCAGGUUGAGAGAGUUUUACGACGAGCAUUACUACGCGUCAAAUAUGCGCCUUGUCGUGGUUGGUGCGUACUCGUUGGACCAGUUGGAAGACAUGGUGAUCAAGUGUUAUAAGGAUGUUCCUGCUCUUCCCCGCAAGAAGCAGAACGGAGGAAAGUCACCAGCUCCCUCUUGGGAGUCGUCAAGUCACUCUCCCAUUCAAAAGCUCGGAGGUCCCUUUGCCGCGUCAUCAUUCAGAAUGUAUCGGAUCAUUCCUGUGAAAGACAGACACAACCUCUCCAUUACGUGGCAACUACCGCCGCAACUUGGUCAUUGGAAGACCAAACCUUGUGAUUACAUCGCACAUCUGCUCGGGCACGAGGCUGAAGGAAGCCUCUUGUCCUCGCUCAAAAAGAAAUCAUGGGUCACUACCUGUGUAGCAGGAGCUGGACAUGAUGGAAUGGAAAAUGCUUCGUCGCAUACGUUGUUUACUAUGACAUUCACACUGUCCAUUGAGGGAGUCGACCACUGGCCUGCCAUUAUUGCAGAACUCUAUACCUAUAUUGGAAUGCUUCGCAGCUAUGGAACCACGUUGCCCGAAUGGAUCUAUUCGGAGCUUCACUCGCUACAUGAGUUUGCGUAUCGAUACGCGGAUGAACCGAGUCCCGAGGAUUUAGUGGAGGGUCUUGUGGAAGAUUUUGCUCCACAUCUCAAUCUACCGAGUGAGCGGCUUCUGGAUGGAAGCCACCUCUUGUUCCAUUAUGAUCCCCAAGAAAUUCAGGAUCUGCUGGUUUUGUUCAAUCCAGAGAAUGCCAGAGUUGAUUUCUUUUCUUCAACCUUUGGUAGGGCUUCUGACUUCGAAGAGACGAAAACGGACAGUGAACCCUUUGAUGUUUUGGAAGCUAGUGUGAAAUUUAACCGCGAAGCUGUUGGGUCUCCGAAACAGGAACCUUGGUUUGGUACUUACUAUUGGGUGCAGGACAUUGACCCAGAAUUGGUCACAAAGUGGAAGGAUUUGUCGUGUCCUCAAAAGCCACCGCAAGAUUCCAUGCUUAGCCUUCCUCCCAAGAACCCAUACGUGCCAUCUAAUUUUGACAUCAAGCCAACUCCACCAGAUGAUUGCGAUCACCCUUUGCUAAACUGCUCUUUGAAGUUUUGUAUUCCGGUCGGGAAACAAAAGCAAUGGCUGCCAGGAACUGUCACGAAGUUUAAUAGUCUCAAGAAUGAGAUCCUGGUUUCGUAUGAGGACGAAGAUGAAAAAUGGCAUAAACUUGACUGUCAAGCUGCAGACCUAUCCCGAACGUGCGGCCACGAAGGGACUCUCGACAAAAAGAAAAUCAAGUUCAAGGUUGUUGCGGUGCCAAAGGAUGGCGAAGGCGCAGUGCGCAAGUUCGGAGAUGAGAGCGACGAGAACGUGUUAGAAGGAACUCAAUUUCCAGCUAUCCCUCCAGCCAAGGUAGAGUCUCAUCUGCCUCAGUUGGUUCGAAGUAGCCAGAAAUUGAAGCUUUGGCACAUGCAGGAUCGCACGUUUCUGCGACCAAUAGCGGAACUUCGGGUAGCUGUAUUCUCGAACCUUGUAAACGAGAGUCCUCUACAUCGCGCCUGUGCCGAGCUUGUGGUUCAGCUUUGCUACGAUGUGUUGACAGAGACGGUGUACAUGGCAACAUUGUGCGAUCUCCAUAGCACUAUCGAGAGUUCGGAGAAUGGUUUUGGUUUCAGAGUCAAUGGGUUUGACGACAAGUUGCUGUCUCUCUUUGAGGUUGUUUUCCGCAGAUUGAUGAGCUUCCGCGGUCGGACGGCCCAAGAUGGCCUUCCCGAUGGAAUUGAAGACGCGCGCUUCAGCGUUGCAAUGGAAAUGCUGCAACGGAAAUAUCAAAACUCGGCGAUGGAAGCGUUGUCGAUGGCUUCUGGGGUGCGAGUUCGUUGCAUUUGCCCUGGGACUUGGUCUUCGGCACAAAAGUCCGCCACUGUGGCAACGCUUGAGCUUCCGACUUUUGUUGAAAUUGCCUCUUCCCUGUUGGAAAACAUCAGCGUUCAAAGCUUCUUCCAUGGUAACGUUGACGUUGCUGGAGCCAACGCCGCCGCGGAUUUGAUUGAGGAUAUGCUGACAUCGUCGGGUAGCGGUGUGCUGCCCAAGAAGAAGUAUUACUACGAAUUCGUAGCCAAGAUCCCACCAAGCAACGAGCCUGUGAUUGCCACGGUCCCCUCAAAGGAUUUGGAAUCAGGAAACACGGCUGUCGAAUACUAUUUCCAAAUCGGCAAGGAUGAUAUCAAUGACCGAGUUAUCAUCGAUAUGCUGGUCCACCUGAUGGAAGAACCCCUCUACAAUCAGCUCCGAACCAAGGAACAGUAUGGCUACCGUGUUUCUUGUGACUCUAGGUGGACUGUGGGAAUAAUGGGUUUGAAGUUUGUGGUUGUAACGGCAACCCAUAGUGCAGCUGACGCAACUGAUCGAAUUAACAAGUUCCUUGUGGAUUUCCGCCAAGAUUUGGAGAAAAUGACGAACGAAGAAUACAUGGCCAAUCUUGUGUCCUUGGCCAAGGACAAACUCGACAUGUUCAACUCUCUGGCUGAAGAAACAUCCAGCUUUUGGGCCGAGAUCCGUGACGGUCGCUUCGAUUGGGAAGUUAACAGGAACGAAGCACUUGCCCUGCGUGGUCUCGAAAAGUCGACCGUAUUGGAUGCAUUCGACAAGUGGCUCAACCCAAACACGAAGCGUCGUAUGCUGGUGGUUCAAGCCAUCUGUGCUCCCCAGAAUGGCACUGAAAGCGAGGCUUCUCGAGGGCGUCCUAGUGUGGACCCAUCCGAAGUGUCCAGUUUCGUUGAUGCACGCGUAAAGGACUUUCACCAGCUUUGCAAGCAACAAACUUGGGGAAAGGUCUACGCCUAAGCAACAGCAGCAGCCUGGUCCACGCGUACUGGAAUAAGUAGAAACAACCUGGAGCUGUCCGCGUGCAGUUAGGCCUUGGAACGGGCCGGUUCCCCAAUAUGCUAUCUAGCUAGAAGCAGCAGUUUAAAUAGAGGCAUAGGCAGAAGCUUCAUCUGUUU